This is a messenger RNA of Cryptotermes secundus, 4779 nucleotides long. RefSeq lists its product as uncharacterized. Gene Ontology annotation, cellular component: neuron projection. The transcript is spliced from 6 exons. The coding region runs from base 92 to 793 and encodes 233 amino acids. The record is from RefSeq and is a predicted model, not a curated record. NCBI's taxonomy places the organism in Eukaryota, Metazoa, Arthropoda, Insecta, Blattodea, Kalotermitidae. Gene Ontology annotation, biological process: G protein-coupled receptor signaling pathway.
UUCGCAUAUUUGUCGGCAGAGUACACUGUCUGCUACCUGCACAACUACGCAUUAUGAGGCGCGGUCUGCCGGCGCCAUGAUGUAGCGGGCCAUGGCUGGCCGGCGCAGCAGUUCCAUUGGUUGCCGAUCCCUGCUCGCACGUCGCAGUUCCGUGGGUCUGCUGUUCAUCACAUGUCAGGAUCCCGUCCGGUUAAUUGUGGAGAUCAACAGUCAGGUGGCCCUGUUCAGGGACUUGCUGAUCCACGUGGGACAAGCCAGGGACUCUCCCGAGUUGCGAGAGAAGAUCCGGAAACUGCGACGUACCUUGGUGGAUGCGUGCCGACACACGAGCCAACUUCUGCUGCCCCAGGUCCGCAGCGCCGUGGCGGAGGGCAUCCCGGCAGACAACCAGCACUUCGUCCUCCUCUUCUUCAUCGCGCAACUGUUCCUGAGGGAGCUCGCCAAGUGCUACCGCCUGGUGCAGGUCAUCCCGAUGGACAUGACCGGAUACUACGAGAACCGACCGGGCCCGUCUAAUCUCGGCAACGUGAUCAGCCAAAUCCUGCUGUGCAAGCAGAUUACGCCGGACUUCAGACAGGAGGAACUGUGCUCCAUCACCAAGGACUCGCAGGAUGUGCGCAGGAUGGUGCAGGACAUGCAGGAGUUCAUGCCGCAGCAGGAGAACAACACAGAGAGGAACCAGGCCCUAAUUGGCGAGGACACAGGAGGGCACCAGUGGACAAAGAAUCGCAGCGCGUCAUUCUACAAGAACAUGGGCAGCUUCUGUUGCAUCUGUCGCCCCAACUAUCUGUGAUGAGUGAGGAACCACUUCCCCCAGACGUCAGAUAAGAGGGAACCGUUACAAUGCUUAUCAUUACAAUCGCCUUCCUACCGCAGCACUUCCCUCUAUACUUGUCACCCCAACGAAUUUAAGGCGAGGCGGUAUUAGAUUGAGAAAUUCGUUAUAACGAGCAGCAGUCUGUGACGUGUUACAUUUCUGCUAGUAGAAGUCGUUAUAACGCCGCAAACAAUGAUCGAUUGCUUAUCCUUCGUGAACGGCGCAAGGCCACACGCCUGGUAUCAGAACACGAACUUUAAUUUGUAAAAUACUGCGUGCUUUCGACGGGUUCCUUUCCAUGCCGCCUCUUGCGCUCUCUUACAAAAGGGGUCCACACGCACACACAGACACACACUCCUCGCGAGCAUUCUGUUUUCAUCAGCCUAAUGCCUGAGGCCACUAGAUCCAUUACGUGAGCCAUUCCGCCUGUUGCACUGCGCAUGCUUCAUCUCGGUUACUUUUGAAGCUGGGAGUUCCUAGGCUACUUUCACACGAGAGUCUGUGGCCCGUCCUAGGAACAAUUCGUUUAAAUGGAGCUGUUUCCACACAACCACACUAUUCAUAAUUGUUUCCGUAAGACACGCCACGUCAGUGUAGCGCUAGGAACGCCUUACAGAAAUUUGGUAGUGCAAAGGCCGCGAUGGGGAGUUGGAACGGUUCCACUUAAACAUUCAUCGUCUCCGAGUAGACUCGAAGUCAUGCUGUUGCGGGUCCGCGCUAUUUCGCCUCGCCUCUCCUCUCAGACACGGGUUUCCAACCUAUGGGCCUGCAAAGUGUGGGUAACUUGUUGGCACCAGGUCGGGCUAGAAUCGCGAGUUCAUUUACCUCUGCAACUGAAAUUCUUCGGGUCAUAACUGCCCUCGCGUCCACCAUUUGUGGACCCAAACCGAGAAUAGACAAGUUUGGCAGAAUUGAUUAAAUUAGUUUAGACAGACAUCUGGUGGGGGACCGUGGAGCCUAGGCAGAAAAAGGCGUGGGUUCGCAUUCCGCCAACAUUGAACAUUGGUGUAAACAGAAGAUGGCAACGUCAUCGAUCUGUGUUUCGAGUCAACAGCGCAGCUCAUUUUGUUGGUCGCGUAAGAAUUAAAAGCUGGGUCAGUGUGUCACGUGAUCGCAGUGAAUCACAGGUUCUGUGUUCUUGGGCAUCCAAGGAGUGGCGUCUUGUCCACAGGCUGGACACAUGACACACUAAUAUCGCCGGACAGUUUUCUUUUCACUAAUGCAAUAUCGUGGCAUCUGUUCCUGAGUUAAACAAACUAAAACAAUUUUAUACAGAAGUAACAGAUCGGGUCCCGAAAUUUUGAUCUCGCCCCACUGAUUCGAAACCCGUGCUCCGAAAUUCGAAAUCUGAGCUGCUGUGAUGUGUUUGAGGGAGGCCAUGUCUUGUCAGUUCCAAAUGAUCUAUUUCUUUGAGCAACAAAAGAGAAUCAAAAUGGCGGCAGAGCGUAUAGAUUUUUGUGGUUUAAGGGCAAAGUUCAAGUGUCGAGACGAACGUUUUGGCCCCCGUUCGGACUUCAGACGUGACACUUCUAUGAACACCAAUCACAGACUCUCGCUAUUAUUAUUAUUAUAAUUAUUAUUAUUACUAUUCCUAGCGACUCUGUGUCUUAUGUGCGGGCUAUAUAAGACUCAUAUUGGCGCGGCAAACAAAGUCUUCUUACUAUGCAGAUUGAAUACAAAGCAAUAAGACAGUGUUGUUUGUUUGUUUUGUUUGUUAGACACUAGGGCACUAUGUACUCUCACACCAGCACGCCGCCCACCAUCUUAUUGCUGCUAACGAUGUAAUGGCGGGUGUGCUAGUGUUCCUCAAAUGCUGCUGCACCUUGAGACGCCACCCAGUGCUACCAAUCGAAACAUUUUCCCCCCAGAAUCCGAGAGUAGCGCCGUUUGUGGCGGGCACGGCCUCCCUGACGUCUCGAAUGUAUUGGAAAAUAUGUAAGAUAUUUCGGUUCAAGGGAAAACAAAAACCGCAGAAAUAAAAACAAAGCAAAAAAUAAAAUAAAAUAAAAUAAAAGAUAACGGCAGUUAACUUAAAUUGAGCUAAGAAAGAAAUUCACAGAGGAUAGUUCAUCUGCAGCUCAAUAAUAUAUGGAGUCUAACUUUAACGUCCCCUAAUUAGGUACAGAAAUACUUCAAGUUUUCUAAAAUUAUUUGUAAGGGACACGGGAUAGCUCAGGGAGGAAAGUGACUAGCCUAUGGGAUGAAUUUCCAGAGAAACGUGGUUCGAUUCCUAGCAGAGAUAGCGAAUUCUCUCUUCUCUACAGUCUCCAGACAGGCUCUGAGGAAUCAGGGUUCGUUUCCCUAGGAUCCCCCACUAUCCAGUGGAUAUGGGGGCUCUUAAUCCUGUGGUCAAGCGACGGGACGUGAAGAAAUCCACCCGCCUGCAUCUCAUAUCAGUGCAGCCCUGUAUCCGGAGGGCUCACAGCGAGACCUGGUUCCACAAGCAACAGCUAAUGCAGUCCCGUCAAAGUCGUGUGAUAUUCUGGAACUUUCAACGCCACGCGCGUCCUUCUGUACAUAGGCACUUCGCACGUUUACACUGACACGUUUCAAAGAAUCUGAUGAAAUAUUUCCAAAAAACGCUGAAUACAUUGAAAUGUCUUUACUGCAUUUUAUGAUGCUGACUAUCGUCAGACGGUGGGACUCUCAGUUAAUAAUGAAUAGUGGCUUAGUCGACGUACUAUGUCGGUACUUACUUGGAGGAACUGGAGAAAACACCGAAAUCCUCAGUGAGAGUAGUGGGUGCCCGGCCGUCUCCUUCUCCUACAGUUUUAAAGCGGAUAUUUCAGUCUCUCUGGAAGAACUCUAAUAUGACGUUUCCUCAUGGGAACCGAGGGCUGACGCACCGAGUAUACGCGGUGAUGACGGGCAGACGGCGCUACUCUCUGCGUCCAACUCCUUGCAGCAGUGUGUGAGCUCUCACAAUAAACCAAACACCAAAUUCUCGAUGUGAUAGGGCCAUGUCCGAGUGUGCUCACUGGUGGCCAUCGGAAGGAGACACGCCACAGAGCGGGGCAGUUCCUAUAUUUUCAUAGAGGAGAGAAAAUGUUAUUUUGUGAUUACAUGUAAUGAUACUCAGAGACGGCACGACUUGUAUGGAGACAAGCUACAGGGUGUGGUCAUUUGGUUGCGGUGCAGUAAAUCUUCCCUAACGCCUCACCCCGUACCAUGUUAUUGCCAGCGGUUCACUUUUCCUGGAAACACGAGUAAGUCCGUGUUAGUGGUUACUGCAGCAGGCCCGCCAAUGUCGCGCGGGAUGCUCAUGAGGAAGAGAUCAUAGAGCUGUCGAGGCACUGUGCUGGCAUUUGUCUGGACGGACUGGGAAAAGCCAUUAAGAACCUCAGGCGCUAUCCUCAAUGAGAUUCGAACCUAUCACCUGCCGAAUACAAGUCUACAGUGUUGCUGCCUGGCCAGCCGGCCGGUCUAGCCCUCAGAUCAAAAUGCAAAUAAGUUUAACAGAUACAAUUUGCAUCCUUAUUCAGUUCAACUGGAACAAAUCGUAUAUAUAUUUUUGUUAAUAAUGUUUAAUAUUAUAUUUUAGUUAAGGAAAUGUCAUUAUAUAAAUUAGCAUUAUAUAGAAUGUACGCUGCAGAGAAUUACAGAGUGUUCCCUUAAUUUUCGGGAACGUAUUUCGCACUUUAUGCUGUGUGCGUGAUUAACUCCAAAUGAACAGGGACUAACAGAAUUACAGAAGACGCAAUUAAAAGCUGAAUGCCGCGCUCGCUGUAUGAAGCCCCUGAAGGGUCGCAUAAAUGCGCUUUCAGACUUCCUCGUUCUCUUUGGGCCCGCAGAAACACGUUUCAACUGACACGACUCACUCUCACUCCUAGGGGCACGAGGUGAGCCUUGGGCGCCGGCAUCUUCACUCUUUGUAGUUUUGAAGAUAAAAAAGUGAAGGUAUCCCUGCAACAGGCCGUGGAGGAACAUAUGGUUCUGAGACGUCGAGGCUCCCACAUUUUCUA